AUGUGAACUGCAUGGUCCCCAAUAUCUGUGCUUCAAAGCAAAGCAGACAGAACCAGUUACAGUGUUUCUUGGUGCUGAAGAGUGAAAAGUGAAUUUUCAGUGACAUCUGACCCUGUGUAUACCUGGCCAGGCAAGGUCGAAUUUAUAGACAGAGGCAAGAGUACCAGCUGCAUCAAAUGGCAGAGGCCGAAGACUUUGUCAGCCAGGAGCCACAUUUAGCUCUACUCAAAGGAUCACCAAGAAAGAGGAGAAGAUUAGAUCAGAAGUGCGGAGUGUUUCCACCAGCAGAACAAAGUGCUCUUAAGGAGUAUGAAAAGCUGGAGUUAAGAACCAGGAGGGUUCUGAGUAACACUUACCAGAAACUUAUCCAAUCUGCUUUCCUGGAUGAUGGUAUCUCUGGUGGGGUCAAGUAUCUCAUAAACCGACUUCUUGCUCUGAUUGAAAAGCCAUCCCUGGAUCCCAUCUACAUUGGACUCUUUGGAGCAGCUGGAGCAGGCAAGAGUUCCCUGCUUAAUGCCAUCAUCCACCAAGCAAUGUUUCUGCCCGUGUCAGGAGAGAGUGUCUGCACAUCCUGCAUAGUUCAAGUGAGCUCCAGCAGCUGUGAACACUACGAGGCCAAAAUCCAUCUUCUUUCUGAGCAAGAGUGGAAGGAGGAGCUGCGGAACCUCACCACACUCUUGCAAAGGCCAGAAGAGGAGGAGGAUGGGGAAGAGGAGUCUUGGGACAGAGACAAUGCAGUGGAGGAAGCCACGUGGAAAUUGCAAGUGCUCUAUGGAAAUGGAGCAGAACGCAAGAGUUGUGAGGAGUUAUUGAGGGCAAAGCCCCGAGCAAAGAUCCCUGCCUCCCGAAUCAUCACCCUCAAGGGAGGAGAGGCAAAUGAGCUCUCUGUAAAACUGGACCCUUACAUCCGGACUCAAAUGAGGAAUACAGAUGGGGGGCCAGUUAGGACCCAAAUCUGGCCCUUGAUCAAAUAUGUAGAAGUGACUCUGCCCAGGUCAGGGGUGCUUCCGGAAGGUGUGGUGCUCGUAGACAUACCUGGAACAGGCGACUUUAAUAGCAAAAGAGAUGAAAUGUGGAAAAGGACCAUUGAUAAGUGUUCUGUGAUCUGGCUGAUCAGUGACAUUGAGAAGAUUUCUGGGGGGAAAAUCCAUGAAGAGCUUCUCUGUGAAAGUAUCAAAGCUUGUCAGAGGGGAGUCUGCCAAGAUAUUGCCCUGGUGGUCACAAAGUGUGAUAAACUCUAUCUGCCAGAUUACUUAAGGGAAAGAAAAGGGGAAAAUUGGAUAAUUGAAAGUCAGCGUGAAGCAAUUUUAGAAAGAAAUGAAGCUGUGAAUCUGCAAAAGAACAAGACUCUCAAGGAAAAGCUGAAGAGAAAACUGCCUACUGACUCCAAGGUUCUGGAAGCCUCAGACCUGGUAUACACAGUUAGUGCUCAGGAGUAUUGGCGGCAGGAGUUACUCAAUGAAGAAGAGACAGAAAUCUCCAAAUUAAGAGACUAUAUCAGGAAAAAGUUUCUAGAGAAGAAGAGGAAGACUGUGACUGAGUAUGUUACGGAGGCUUUCGGAAUCCUGUUACUCACAGACACUUUUAACUCCCAGGAUGGUCUGACGAAUGAAUACCUUCACUUGAGCAGCCUUCGGAGAUUUGUGGAAGAGAGAAUACAGCUGCUGGAGAGGAAUGUGGACCAGUGCUUUACCCAGGUAGAACAGCCUCUGCAGGAAGGAGUGAGAGAUGCAAGGAAUUCCUACCGAAGAAUCCUCAGUGGAUGUCUAACCAGGAGCAAGGGAAAUCAAGGCUUCCACCAGACUUUGAAAGCUGUCUGUCUGAAAGAUGGUAUCUACGCCUCAAGGACACUUGCCAGAAUAGACCUGAAUGAAGCCAUCACUCAGCCUAUUUAUGACAGAGCGGACCCUGUUUUUGGAAACAUUUUCAGGACUGGGAAGGACACCGGUUCUGCACUGAUCCUUCACAUAGACACUUUCAAGCACUCUCUCCAGGAGAAAAUGACAGAAGUGGUGAUAAAAAGAGGGUGGCAAUCUGACAGCUGCAAGCAUAAUUUUCUGAUCCAGGAGAUAAAUGCUAUUUUGGGAGGCCUGGAAGGACACAUCCUCAGAAAAAAGAAGAGGAUCUAUGAGUCUCUCUGCAACUCUGUUCAGAAUGAUCUGAAGCCGUAUUAUGAAGAGGCAGCUCAUAUAACUGGCAAGAAAGCCUGUGAGCGAAUGAAAGAUGCCAUCAGAAGAGGUGUGGACAGACAAGUGGCUGAGGGUUUAUUUGAAAGGGCCCAAGAAAGGAUGCAGAAUCAAUUCCAGCAAUUGAAGAAUGGAAUCAUAGAAAAAGUGAAGGGAAGUGUGUCCACCAUGCUGAUCCUUGCUUCACCCAGGGGAGAAAGCCUCUACAAGGAGCUGUCAGAUGUCAAGAGUGAAUACAGAGAAAUGGAGAAAUUGUAUAAGAGCCUGAGAGAAAUUGCAGAGAACGCAGUGAUGAGGAGGGGAAUGCAAGAGUUUCUCACGAGAAUGUCACCUAAAAAAGUUGGUUCCCCAAAAAACUCAACUCUUGUCCUUUGUGAUUAGGCUGCAGGAUUUAGAAAUUGAGCUUGAAAUAAAAGAAACAUUGAUUUCUGUAUACUGAAAUAUCAGAAUGGAAUUUUUCCAGUCUUCUAGUCCAUAUAUCUUUUGGUCAUUGGGAUAAUCUGGGCUGUUUUUGUUCUCUGAUGAACAUGAUUUUGUUUUAAGUCUGUAACUAAACCAGAUUCCUGCAUCCCUGUGGAUAGGGUGCAGCUUUUGGUAUACCCAUUCUUUGUUAGACCUUUGACAUUGGCAGAUACUUGGAUAAGAAUGAAAAAGCAUUGCGGAAAAAGAGGCAGGGUUGUAUGCCACUGAUGAACUUAGCCAAAUCAUCACCUUGGGAUCAUCCUCUGUAAACUGAAAAUGCUGAAUUGACUAAGUUAUCCCCAGGAUUCCUUACAGUUCUGACCUACAACUAUCCCCAAAUUCCUCCCUUUUCAGUGCUUUGGUUUCUUCCCCUUCUAUAAAGGGCGUUCAGGGUUUUGAUCUGCCUCACUAACAUGGGUGAGGAACUUGAUUAUAAAGCCUUUUUCCUAUUAAAAUCCUAAAUAA
Messenger RNA from Phascolarctos cinereus (koala), 3113 nucleotides. RefSeq names its product nuclear GTPase, germinal center associated (gene NUGGC). Gene Ontology annotation, molecular function: GTPase activity. The record is from RefSeq and is a predicted model, not a curated record. NCBI's taxonomy places the organism in Eukaryota, Metazoa, Chordata, Mammalia, Diprotodontia, Phascolarctidae.